Messenger RNA from Spirodela intermedia, 174 nucleotides. The record is from the annotation of a GenBank genome assembly. Lineage: Eukaryota; Viridiplantae; Streptophyta; Magnoliopsida; Alismatales; Araceae.
AUGCUCCCCACAAACAAAUCUCACCUAAAAAAAAGCAAUAAUAAUGAUAAUAAUGAUAAUAAUGAUAAUAAUAAUAAUAAUGAUAAUAAUAAUAAUAAUAACAACAACAAGAAUAAUAAUAAAAAUACUAAUACUACUACUACUAAUAAUAAUAAUAAUAAUACGAGCAGCUAA